GUUUCGGACAUAAAGUUCGGACAUUCGCAAUAAUGCUGCAACUACUUCAAGGAUUUGUAGUGUGUGUUUCUGGACUAUCAGAGCCUGACAGAAAUAUUGUAGAGCAAAGAGUCAUUGAACUAGGAGGAAAGUUUACCGGCAGUUUUACCACACAUGUCACUCAUCUUAUAUCCAGCUCAACUUCAACUGAUAAAUACAAAGUGGCUUUAGAACUUGGAGUGCCGAUCAUUUCCCCACAAUGGGUAUCGUGUUUAGAAUCAAAUAAUGAUAUUGAACCAUUUAAUAAUUACCUGUUGCCUCCGUUUAAAGGAAUCCUUGUGUGUGUGAGUGGCUUUCCAACAGAAGUCCGUCAAGAGAUUGAGCAGCGUGUCAUGGAACUUGGUGGUGCGUUUACAUUGGUGUUGUCAAAAGACUGCACUCAUUUGAUUUGCCUUUCUCCUUCAGGCCGAAAGUAUGAGUUUGCAAAAGAAUGGAAAUUGGAUGUUGUUUCUAUAGAUUGGUUGAAUGAAUGCUGUAAACAACGAGGUCGUGUUAGCGAAGCAAAUUUCCGCAUUUCUUCUGUAGAUAGUCUAGAUGAUCAAACAGCUGUAUCUACUGACGUCCGCACAUAUCUAGAACGAUGUAAAAUUUUUCUUGGUGAAGGCUUUGAUUCUGAAGUAUUGGAUUUUGCUCGCAAGAUUGUUCGUGAAGGCGGUGGCAGCAUGGCUCGAACCUGUGAUGGAUUCGUAUCGCAUUAUUUACUUUCAGGUGUCUGUCCAACCCCAAUAAAUCGUCACAAGCCACUUACUAGUCUUCCAAGCAAAUCUAAAGCUCAACUUGUUACAGAGUAUUGGUUUGAAGCCUCGAUUGAACUGAAUCAGUUGCUUUCUCCUCACUCGAAUGUUCUCUAUCAACCCAGCAUGAGAAAAUUUCCAUUGCGAGGAUCAACAUUUUGUGAAAAGUUUUCCAAAUCGUGCCAUAUUCUUGUUUGCCAUCCUUCAUUAGGAAUUGAUUCUGCCAAGUAUAUCAAGGCCAAAGAAUGGAAAGUAAAGGUUGUGGAUGGAAGUUGGAUUCUUUCCUGUAUAGCUGAGGGAAAGUACAUGGACUGCGAUCAGUUUGUUAUUCCACGAGAUCAAACUCAACAAUGCCGCCAGAAUCGCGAUCUGCGUGUAUUGGAUUUGGAGGCUGAUAGGUUCCUUACCACUGUAGCCUGUCAAAAUAUUGAUAGUGACAAAACGAGAGAUCAAUUGUCAGAUGCGUUCAAAGAUGCUUUAGACUGUUCGCGGCAAAAAACAAAUGAUUUGCCGCAAAGUGUAGACAAGGCAUAUAGAACCAGUCAAUCUCCCUAUUCUGACGAAAAGAAAUCGUCCGUUCAAUUAGUCAAGUCCACACAUGAUACGCCAAGGUCACGCUCAGACGACUAUGCAAUUUUUGCAAAAAAGCCAAAAUCCAGCUCAAAGAGGGCCCUAAACUUGACUCGAGAUUUGAACUCUUCGGAAGAUAGUCCCAAUGAACAGGUGGAGAAUAGACAGGAUAAACUAAACGUGGUUGGGUAUCGUGAUCCAGAUGGGUUAUCAGAAAAACAGCGUCUUCUUGAACAAAUUGAACAGCCGUUCAUUAAACGCAUUCGAUCCAGUGCAGAUCACACUGCUCAUCACAAAGAAACAGUAUCCACCACAUCCAUGGAACAUGCUGCUGAACAACUCCAAAAGAAACUUGAGCAGUGUCAACACCAAAAAAGCAAUCAAGAAAACCAACCCGUAUAUACUCACUCUAUUCAAAAGCCAACUGCGUCUGUUUUGCCUCAUAUCCAAUUUUCAGCAAUUCAAGCUCAUCAAAAACCGGAAAUGUCAUCUAUUGUUCAAACGUUAGGCGGCACUGUCACCACGUUGGAUACCUGGGAUACAAAAUGUACCCAUCUUAUUGCAUUUUCAGUAGCCCGAUCAGAAAAAUUUCUAUGCGCCUGUGCUUCUGGAAAAUGGAUUCUCAAGCCAUCGUUUUUAAUGGCCAGUCAAAAACUAGGAAAGUUUGUUUCUGAAGAGGAUCACGAAUGGUGUGAAAAAGAUCCGCUAGAUGGUGCUGCUGCUGCACGGUACUGGCGAAAGGAAAUACAGUUGAAUGGUCGAAAAGGAAGCUUUUAUGGCUUCAAGGUACUACUGUUGGUAGAAGAAAGAAAACGCAAUGGAUUAACAACAGUAUUACGCUGCGGGGGUGCCCAAGUUUUAGCUGCAAAGCCAUCCUUGCGAGGCAUAAACGAGAAUGAAUUUUCUCAUGCCAUAGUAGAUUCCUCUGCAGAAAAUACUCUGGCUAAACUAGAUAAGCUACACAUUCCCUCUUAUUCUCCAGAAGGAUUCAUCAGCUAUCUCUUUAGUGCAUCAAAGGAUUUGGAAAUGUUCAGAUGUGUGUUGAAAUAAAUGUUUUUUAAUAAUGCA
Messenger RNA from Batrachochytrium dendrobatidis JAM81, 2411 nucleotides. RefSeq lists its product as uncharacterized. The transcript is spliced from 12 exons. Gene Ontology annotation, biological process: mitotic G2 DNA damage checkpoint signaling; DNA replication initiation; mitotic DNA replication checkpoint signaling. The record is from RefSeq and is a predicted model, not a curated record. Bases 33 to 2393 code for a protein of 786 amino acids. Lineage: Eukaryota; Fungi; Chytridiomycota; Chytridiomycetes; Rhizophydiales.